AUGCCGCCUUGGCAUCCAAAACCUCGCCAUGCUGAUCCAGCCCCGGUAUCUCAGUCUGCACCUGCCAAAGUCAGGAACCAUGGACGUGAAUUUGCCUGUCAUCUCGUUCUUCCCGCAACACAAACCCCAGGCAGCGACCUGGCUAUUGAAGGGUUUGCUCGACUCGUCAUGGAAAACCAUAGACCUCACGCCAUCAUCUUCGAGCUCCACAACCGGUACGGCAAAUUGCAAUUCCUUCGCAAAGACUGCAAAAUUGCUAUCAGCGUGAACAAAUACGCUGAGGCGAGGUUAUGUCGUGCUCAGCCCCAGAUUGAGCGCAGCUCUCUGAACUUCGAGCUUACCACCGUUCAACCACCUCAGAUAACACCCGGCACAUCGCCUCAACCCAUGAACCUCACUGAAUUUGGCCCCUUCUAUUAUUUGAGCAAAAUUAACUGGGAUCAUCGAAAAGUCAUCAUCAGGGCCACUUGCAAAGAUAUCCUCUCCCACUGCUCAGAAAAUGUCCAACGCUGGUUGCGCAAGAAUGUACCUGGCUUCCGUGACUACCAUGAGCGCCGAAGGCCCAACAGCGAAAGGUCUCUUUCUCCUCACAAACGUCACCAACUCCCGGAAAGAGCACGUUCUCCACUGAUGAAUCGCCCCUGGGCGGGAUCCAAACGCACCGGAAAGAAAAACGCUCUUCCUGAUCGCCUUCAUUGUCUCGCUGCUUAUGAUCUGGACCAAGAUCUCCUUAAGGAUAUGUCGAGCUUGAACAUACGUGUGCCUGAAGAAGACAAAGAGUGGGAGACGACCUCCGAAGCAGAUGAAGCAGACAAGAUGGCGUGGAGCUGUGAGCGAGAUUUUUCUGGUCUCUGA
Penicillium brevicompactum is the source of this 855-nucleotide messenger RNA. RefSeq lists its product as uncharacterized. The record is from RefSeq and is a predicted model, not a curated record. The transcript has a single exon. Lineage: Eukaryota; Fungi; Ascomycota; Eurotiomycetes; Eurotiales; Aspergillaceae. Bases 1 to 855 code for a protein of 284 amino acids.